This is a messenger RNA of Pungitius pungitius (ninespine stickleback), 5352 nucleotides long. It is a transcript of the gene sema6a, whose product is annotated as sema domain, transmembrane domain (TM), and cytoplasmic domain, (semaphorin) 6A. Gene Ontology annotation, cellular component: plasma membrane. Lineage: Eukaryota; Metazoa; Chordata; Actinopteri; Perciformes; Gasterosteidae. Gene Ontology annotation, molecular function: chemorepellent activity; semaphorin receptor binding. The transcript is spliced from 19 exons. The record is from RefSeq and is a predicted model, not a curated record. Bases 493 to 3549 code for a protein of 1018 amino acids. Gene Ontology annotation, biological process: negative regulation of axon extension involved in axon guidance; neural crest cell migration; positive regulation of neuron migration.
GUGUGUGUGUGUGUGUGUGUGUGUGUAGCGGGUGGGUGACAGCUGGGAUCGCUGCGCUCCGCUCCAGUCUGUGGUAAGAAGCUUCAUCUCCAAAUAGGAUGAGCGUCGGCUUUUGUGGAAAGGACCGAAUUCAGAUCCGUAGCUAGUUCUGGGACCCCUCCCGGUUUAUUCAGUCCACCAAAGGGUACUUUUAAAAAACCCGUUUCUCCCCCCAUUCUUCCUUCCAGCGUGGAUUUCCGAUGGAUAUUCCGAUUUGAAGAGGUGCGAUUCGAGCGCGGCAUGUAACAAAAAGAAGCGCAUGAGAAAAAGUAGCGCUCGUGUUGUUAUUCCGAAACGAGACUCGCCUGAACUGCCUUUGAGAGCCCUGCCUCAUGGAUUACUAACGGACCGAGCUGUGAAACAACUCCGGGGCCAUAUCCAUUCAUGAGCUGAAGGCUGAGGUCGAUCUGUAGCAGAGGACCAGCAGCGGCAGCGGGCAGCGUUGUUGCGACCAUGAGGUGUGAGGCCUUGUUACUUUACUUCACGCUACUGCACAUAGCCGGGGCCGGCUUCCCCGAGGACAGCGAGCCCAUCAGCAUCUCACACGGCAACUACACAAAGCAGUACCCGGCGUUUGUAGGACACAAACCCGGCAGGAACAACACGCAGCGGCACAAGCUGGACAUCCAGCUCAUCAUGAUCAUGAACCGGACGCUGUACAUCGCAGCCAGGGAUCACAUAUACACAGUGGACACGGACACCGCCAACGGUGACGAGAUCUUUUUCAGUAAGAAAAUGACAUGGAAGUCCAGACAGGCAGAUGUGGACACUUGCCGAAUGAAAGGGAAACAUAAGGAUGAGUGUCACAAUUUCAUCAAAGUUCUCCUGCAGCAAAACGACGACACUUUGUUUGUGUGUGGCACAAAUGCUUUCAACCCCUCCUGCCGGACCUACAAGACGGACACCCUGGAGGCUCUGGGGGAGGAGAUCAGUGGGAUGGCACGCUGCCCGUAUGACGCCAAGCACGCCAACGUCGCCCUCUUCGCGGAUGGCAAGCUGUACUCGGCCACCGUGACAGACUUCCUAGCGAUCGAUUCGGUCAUCUAUCGUAGCCUGGGAGACAGCCCGACUCUGCGCACCGUCAAGCAUGACUCCAAGUGGCUGAAAGAGCCCUACUUUGUCCAGGCAGUCAAUUACGGGGACUUCAUCUACUUCUUCUUUCGGGAAAUUGCUAUGGAGUACAACACAAUGGGGAAGGUGGUGUUUCCCCGGGUGGCCAGGGUGUGUAUGAACGACCGAGGGGGCUCGCCCCGUGUCCUGGAGAAGCAGUGGACCUCGUUUCUCAAGUCUCGCCUGAACUGCUCCAUCCCCGGCGACUCCCACUUCUACUUUAACAUCCUGCAGGCCGUGACCGAUGUCAUCCACAUCAAUGGGAGGGACGUAGUCAUGGCGACCUUCUCCACACCUUACAACAGCAUCCCAGGCUCGGCGGUGUGCGCCUAUGACAUGGCAGAGGUGGCCAACGCGUUCACAGGGCGUUUCAAAGAGCAGAAGUCCCAAGACUCCACCUGGACGCCGUUUCCUGAAGACAAGGUUCCCAAGCCAAGGCCUGGAAACUGUGCCGGCACUGCAACCAUGGAAAGGUACAAGGUAUCCAACGAGUUCCCAGAUGACACGCUCAACUUCAUCAAGAUGCAUCCACUGAUGGACGAGGCAGUACCGUCCAUCGCCAACAGGCCCUGGUUCCUCAAGACCAUGGUCCGGUAUCGUCUGACGCGCAUCGUGGUGGACAAUAAAGCGGGUCCCCAUAGUAACCAGACGGUGGUCUUCCUGGGAUCAGAGAAAGGCAUCAUCGUCAAGUUCCUGGCCAACAUGAACAGCGGCUUCCUAAACGAUAGCGUGUUUCUGGAGGAGCUCAACGUCUACAACCCGGACAAGUGCAGCAUAGACGGCGUGGAGGACAAGCGCAUCGUCGGCAUGCAGAUCGACAGCAAGAGUCACGCUUUGUGGGUCGCUUUCACCUCCUGUGUGGUGAAGGUGCCGCUGUCUCGCUGUGAAAGACACGGGAGAUGCAAGAAGUCCUGUAUAGCCGCCAGAGACCCGUACUGUGGUUGGGUGUCAGAGGGAGCCUGCAAACAGGUGGUUGGUAACACAAAAUCGGCCUUUGAGCAGGACGUGGAGCAUGGUAACACAGAUGGCCUGGGAGACUGCCAAAACACCUUUGUGGCGCUGAACGGCCACCAUCACCGCCACCAUCACCGCACCCUCUCCCUCCCCACCUCGGCCCUGCCCGAGGCGGCCGAGGGCCCCCUGGGGCGGGGCCGCAUGGUGGAGCGGAAGGACCCCCCAAUGAGCUCAGACAAAGGGGAGGACCCCUACGUAGCCGUGCCCUCUCAGACCCAGCCCGAAGCCAAUGGUGUGAUCCGCGAGAGCUACCAGAAGGGUCGCGACCAACUCGUUCCCGUGACCUUGCUGGCCAUCGCCGUCAUCCUCGCCUUCGCCAUGGGCGCCAUCUUCUCCGGCAUCAUCGUCUACUGCGUCUGCGACCACCGCCGGCGGGACGUCGACCUGACGGGCCGCAAGGCGAAGGACGCGCACCACCACCACCUCCGCCGGGGCUCCAUGAACAGCGUGACCAAGCUGACGGGCCUGUUCGAGACGCAGGCCAAAGACGGACGCCCCGAGGCCAUCCUCACGCCUCUGAUGCACAACGGGAGGCUGACGGCCAACGGGAAGAUGCUGAUCAAAGCGGACCAGCACCACCUGGACCUCGCCGCUCUGCCGACGCCCGAGUCCACCCCCAUGCAGCCGCGUCGCAAACCCAGCAGGGGCAGCCGCGAGUGGGAAAGGAACCAGAACCUCAUCAACGCCUGCACCAAGGACAUGCCGCCCAUGGGUUCGCCCGUCAUCUCCACGGACCUGCCGCUGAGGGCCUCGCCGGGCCACAUCCCCAGCGUGGUGGUCCUGCCUCUGCCGCAGCAUCAGCACCAGCUCCAGCCUCACCUGCAGCAGUCCUACCAGCAUGAGUACGUGGAGCAGCCCCACCACAGCGACCUGGGCAUGGGCCACGGCGUCAUGGACGACCAGGGGGCCACCCUGGAGUACAAGACGGUCAAGGGCCCCUGUCACAGCCUCAACAUGGUGGAUCCAGACGGCGCGCUGCCGCCGCGCGUGCCCCAGCGCGAGGCCUCGCUCACCGUCCCCCCGGCCGUCCCGCAGAUGGGCAAACGCCUGGAGGUCCACUCGUCGGUGUACGGGCUCCGGAAGGGAUCGGCGUCCGGAGCGUCCGGAUCCUCCGCCCUCAAGAGGCACAACACCAACUCAUCCAACUCCUCCCAUUUGGCGAGGCACCACAGCUUCAACCGCGUGGAGACGCCGCCCCCGGCUCCCCAGAGGGUGGACUCAAUACAAAUGACAGCACAGGGCGUGUCUCUGUCCCGGCAGCCUGGAAUGAGCUCCUACGGGUCACUGCCUCGAACGGGCCUCAAAUACCUCAAGCCCGACGUCCCCCCGAAACCCUCCGUGGUCUCGCUGUCAACAAAAGUCAAGUCCAGUGACUCCUGCACAUAGUCGGUCACUCUUCUGGUCGGUCCAAUGUGAACAGCAGUGAGAGGUUUUUUUUUUGUGGGUUUUUUUUUCGAACAAGAGAGGAAAAAAAACAGGAAAUACUGUACAAGUUGCGUCUCUUUUUAGUGUUCUUUUGGUCUGUAUGUUUUUGGUGUACAGUACAGUGCGACACAGUUUUUUUUCUCUUCUUUUUUUUACAAAACACUUUCUUUUUAUAUAAAUAUGUAAAUAUUAUACAACUGGUUGUCGUCAUUUGUUUCCCAUCACAGAGCUCAUGCUCUGGCUGACUGUGCGAGCAGGCGACGAGCCGUGGAUCCGAUGGCGCCCUGUAGCAUCCGAGACGGUGGCUCUCUGGUUUGUGGCGUCUGUGGCCAUCGCGACUUCAGACUAUUGCGAUGGUAAAAAAAAAAAAAAUUGAAAAGAAAGAAAGCACACAAGCAGACAGCACUGGGGGAAGGGGUUGGGAGAGUUGUACAGUACCUUGAGGACUGGCAAAGGAAAGAAACUGAAAAGGACAGACGUCUCUGCCGAGUUGUGUCACAAACUGUGAAAAGGCCUCUCAGUGUUACAGCAAUCAAGUCCCGCCUGGGUUUUCAAAUGAACACCGUGGGGAAAUCGUCUAUUGUUCUGGUUACUGAAUAACACAUGACUGUUAAUACCAAUAGCUUGUUGUAUUUAUUUUUAUUAAGUGCUUUUGGAAGAAAAAAACUAAACUUUCUAGGCUCAGCGAGAGAGAGAGAGAGAGAGAGAGAGAAGAGGGAGAACACAGAAGAGAUCUUUUAAUAUUAAUGAAUCAUGUGUAUGGAAAAGAAGAAAAAAAAACAUAUUUAAAGUCAUUAAACUGGAGCCCGUAGAACUUUGUUGAUGACUGAAGGUCGGCUGGGUCGUACUGUGCGCUCAGUGAGACCUGCAGACUGACAUUGAUGUGACCUCUGCUAUGAGGAGCAGAUAUUUAUUUACUGUGCCAGACUUCUACCUUCGUGGAACGGACUUCCCGUGGUAUAAGACCAAUCAUGAACAAAAAAUAGAUAGACUUCCCCAAUCUCACCUCUUCACUACUCCAAUGAGCAACCCCCACGCCCCCCCCCCCCCCCUCCCCUCAAUCAGCACUGUGGUUUUUUGAGUGAGUCGGUGACGUUUGUCCCCAUUUGGUCACUGGCUUACCGGUGCCAUCUAAGCUCGCCGUUGCAUGGUGCAAAGCGCGAGAGAAGCGGAUGCGGCAACGGUGCGGGGACGUCUGCGUACAGGAAGCUGUGCCUCCACCUGGGUGGCGCCACGCCGACGGGGCAGGCGGGAAAAGAGACAACAAAAAACAACUGGCCUGCUUCUUUUUCCACAUGUAAAUUUGUGCCUUACACCCUAAAGUAGUGACAACGUUUUCUUUAAUAGCUGUUGACUUUGUCUCCUCGUAGUAUCUCUUCUUUUUUAUUUUUCUUACAUCAUGAUAUUCCCCUGGUUUGAUCAAAUUUCAAAUUAAAGAAUGUAGAUGUUAUUGUUGUAAUUCUGGUCCCUAGACAUAACACACUUACAGUCUGGAGGAAGGAGAGGAAGGAGGAUUUCAAUUCCUGCAUCUCUCAAACACACACAGACACACACACACACCUUUGUGGUUCAUUUCUGAUUGUGCCAUUAAUGCGCUUAAAGCAACCCUUUAUGUUGUGCUGGCAGUGUCGAUGAAGACGUUUUUUUUUAUACGAUUUUAAAGUCUUGGUAUUUUUGUUUUGUGUUUUAUUUGCUGUCUGUUGGUUUGAAGUGGUGGUUCAUUGACUGAUUAACCAAACAAUUAACAUGUUAAUGAGAAGGCCA